Molecule: messenger RNA, 6951 nt
Organism: Salmo salar (Atlantic salmon)
Lineage: Eukaryota; Metazoa; Chordata; Actinopteri; Salmoniformes; Salmonidae
Gene: adamts2a
Product: ADAM metallopeptidase with thrombospondin type 1 motif, 2a
Biological process (GO): proteolysis; extracellular matrix organization
Cellular component (GO): extracellular matrix
Molecular function (GO): metalloendopeptidase activity
Source: RefSeq, a predicted model, not a curated record
CAGAGGAGGUUCGGGGCUGGUAGAUCACAUUAUCCAGAAUCUCAAAGUCCGCCUCUCUGAUGUGCGGUCUUUUUCUUCAUACCUGCAAUGGAUGUUACGCCUGGAUUUGCAUUCUUUAUUAUUUUAUUGCAUUUAAUUCACGCGAAUGGACUUUAUAUCUCCAAUGGCAUAGAGUCUCUGCAGCAUGUCCUGAGGGAGUAUGGCGUUGUUAAGCCUGUGAACACUGAUUCAGAGGGCCGGUUCCUCUCAGGUGCUGUCUCUGCACCUCAACUGGACAGCCAGCACCAGCAGGCCCACAGACGCUGGAGAAGAGAGGCUGCAGCCGCCUCAGACUCCAGCCAUGGAGACCUGGAGGAGGGAGAGGGUACAGCCAGGCACAGGGAGACACUCUUCUACAACGUCACUGUGUUCGGCCAGGAGCUCCACCUGCGCCUGCACCUCAACUCCAGGCUGGUGGCCCCCGGAGCUAAGGUGGAGUGGCACGAGGAGGGCAGCCAGACCACCUAUGAGCCUCUACGGGACAGCGACUGCUUUUAUGUAGGAGAGGUCACCAACGUCAGGGGCACAUCCGUCGCUAUCAGCAACUGUGAUGGCCUGGCAGGAAUGAUCCAUACGGGGAAGGAGGAGUUCUUCAUCGAGCCCCUGGUGCGUGGAGGGGGUCUGAUGGUAGAGGAGGAGGAGAGCGGAGAAGGACGACAUCACAUUGUUUAUCGCUCCUCUGCCAUUAAGAGGCCCCCUAUCAAUCAAACAGCAGACUCUCACCCCCGAGGGUCAGUUAUAGGUGAUCUGAUGGACCUGCAGGCUCUGUCCAGAGGAGUGCAGCAGCAGCAUCACAACCUGAUCUGGAACAGGACCAGGCAGGCUCGGGCCCGACGCCAGGCCAACGAGGAACACGAGCUGUUCAACAUUGAGGUCCUACUCGGGGUGGACUCCUCUGUGGUCCAAUUCCAUGGCAGAGAGCACAUCCAGAAGUACCUCCUCACCCUCAUGAACAUAGUGAAUGAGAUUUACCAGGAUCGUACCCUGGGUGCUCACAUCAACGUGGUUCUGGUCCGUAUCAUCAUGCUGUGUCCUGCCAAGUCUAUGAGUCUGAUAGAGCUGGGCAACCCGUCUCAGAGUCUAGAGAACAUAUGUCGCUGGGCCUUCCUGCAGCAGAAGGAAGACAGGAGUGAUCCGGAGUACCAUGACCAUGCCAUCUUCCUCACCCGACAGGAGUUUGGUCCCUCCGGCAUGCAAGGUUACGCUCCUGUAACGGGCAUGUGCCACCCAGUGCGGAGCUGCACUCUCAACCACGAGGAUGGCUUCUCCUCUGCCUUCGUCGUGGCACAUGAGACUGGACACGUGCUGGGUAUGGAGCAUGAUGGCCCCCCUGGUAAUGAGUGUGGUGACGAGGUGCCCAUGGGCAGCAUCAUGGCCCCUCUGGUGCAGGCUGCCUUCCAUCGCUUCCACUGGUCCCGAUGUAGCCAGGCGGAGCUCAGCAAGUACCUGAACUCCUAUGACUGUCUCCGUGACGACCCCUUUGACCAUGACUGGCCGGCGUUGCCACAGUUACCAGGGAUCCACUACUCCAUGGACGAGCAGUGUCGAUUUGACUUUGGCGCCGGCUACACCAUGUGCACGGCGUACAGCACCUAUGACCCCUGCAAACAGCUCUGGUGCAGUCACCCAGACAACCCAUUCUUCUGCAAAACCAAGAAGGGUCCGCCCAUCGACGGCACUAAGUGUUCACCGGGGAAGCACUGCUUCAAAGGUUACUGCAUCAAGUUGACCCCAGACAUUCUAAGGCAGGAUGGUGGUUGGGGCACGUGGAGUAACUUUGGCUCCUGCUCCCGUACCUGUGGGGGUGGUGUGCGCUUCCGGACCCGUCAGUGUGACAACCCAAUCCCUGCCAAUGGAGGACGCACCUGCUAUGGCAACAGCUAUGAAUUCCAGCUGUGCAACCUAGAGGAGUGCUCCGAGCCUUUCGCUGACUUCAGGGAGGAGCAGUGCAAGAUGUGGGACCCCUACUUUGAGUAUGACAACACCAAGCACCACUGGCUGCCCUAUGAGCAUCCUGAUCCUGAUGAGAGAUGCCAACUCUACUGCAAGUCUAAGGAGACAGGAGACGUGGUGGCCAUGAACAGGAUGGUGCACGAUGGCACACGCUGCUCCUACAAAGACCCUUACAGUAUAUGUGUGCGGGGGGACUGUGAGCACAUUGGCUGUGAUAACCAGAUAGCCUCAGACACGCAGGAGGACAAAUGUGGGAUAUGCGGUGGAGACAACUCCAGCUGUAAGAUCAUCAAGGGAAACUUCACUAGAAGCGUUAAAAAACAAGGUUUCCUCAAGAUACUUGAAAUCCCCCGAGGGGCCAGGCAUCUGUUGAUCCAGGAGUUCAAGGGGACCCCUCACAUCCUAGCGGUGAAGAACCAGGCCACAGGUCAUCUGUUUCUGAAUAACGAGGAUGAGUUCCCAGAGUCCCGUAUGGUGAUAGAGAAGGGGGUGGAGUGGGAGUACUACAACGAUGACGACACGGAGACCGUCCAGACCACAGGACCUCUGGGAUACGCUGUUCUGGUCAUGAUCCGUUCCCACGGUGACGCCAAAGUGACCCUCUCCUACAAAUACAUUCUGCACGAGAAGCUGCAGUCAUCCAUAGAGAACAAUCUGGUGCAGGAGGACACAGCCUACUUUGAAUGGGCUCUGAAGAAAUGGUCUCAGUGCUCUAAACCCUGUGGAGGAGGUAAGCAGUACACACGGUUUGGCUGCAGGAGAAAGUCCGAUGGGAAGAUGGUCCACCGCACCUACUGUGUGAACAUCGACAAUCUCAGAGCUAUCAGCAGGGAUUGUAACCAGAAAGAGUGCUCCCAGCCAGUUUGGAUCACUGGGGACUGGGAGGAGUGCAGUUCAUCCUGUGGGAAGACUGGCUACCAGAGCCGCUCUGUACGCUGUCAGCAGCCCCUCUCUGGCGGUGGCCAACGUUCCAUCCACAGCAAGUACUGUAAUGAUGACAGGCCAGAGGGACGACGACCCUGCAAUCGCCAGCUCUGCCCUGCCCAGUGGAGAGUAGGACCCUGGUCCCAGUGUUCGGUGACGUGUGGCAAUGGGACCCAGGAGCGCCAGGUUCUGUGUAGCACUCCUGAUAACUCAGUUGGACUCUGCAUGGAGACCAAACCCAUCACACUCAGGACCUGCCAGCUAGUCCCCUGCACAGGUGACGGAAAAAACGUUUUGAUCCAGUGGCUGUCACGGUCCAACCCAGAAUUUCCUGGACCCAAGAUCUCCUCAAGGCAGUGUAAGGGGGAUAGGUCAGCGUUCUGUCGUAUGGAGGUGCUGAGCAGGUACUGCACCAACCCAGGGUACAGACAGAUGUGCUGCAAGUCCUGCACUGAGGGGAACUUCACCACUAUGGGCCAAAACAUCACCACUGGGCCCUGGAGGUACACCACACUACCCACCACCAUCAAUGGCACCUAUUCAACAAACCCCACAACAACCCUCAGACCCAAACCCACCGCUGGGAUAUAUAGCACUGACUUUGCUUAUGUCGAGCAUGAUGAUUAUGGGGAGUAUACAACCAAAACCGACGAACACAACACAACUAAAACAUAUAGGCCUACCACCACCCCUGGAUUAACCACUAGACAGCCCAGAAGAAUAACCACCUAUCCGGUUACUGCCAGAAGUACUACAUCUCCAACCACCACCACUGAGGAGACUACGGUUCCCAGAACCUCCAUCAUCACCGUCACUACCGCUGAACCCACCACAAUCCCCACCAGUCAGGACCCAUCAACUCUCAGAACUACAAAUGUCCCCAAGUCCACCACAGCUUGGGUUGAUGUUAUUGAGAGGGAGUCCUGGACAACCCUGGCUCCAUCCACUUCCAGACCUAAAGGAGACAAGAGACGGAAAACCAUUCCAACACAGCGUAGGGUCAUUGUGACACUCAUGCCCUCCACCAUAGCCCCCCACCGGACAGAGGACAAGAGAGAAAACAACUCGGUGGACGUGCCGUAUAGGAUCGUUGGUGUAGACAAUGAGGUCUUUCAAAACCACUUUGUUCCUAGAAUACGGCCUCCAUACCGAGAAACGACACGAAACAAAAGGAUACAAGAACUCCUAGCAGAGAAAAGGAGGCAAGACUUACUUCUCAGACGAGCAAAAAGAAAACCAGGACCUUGAUAGUCAGUCAUUCAAGUCAUCUUUGUUAGUGCUCUAUAUGGAGAUAUUCCUAUUGAACACCUGCAUAACAAUUUUGCUUUAUUGAAACCAGAGUGAAACCACUCAUUCCAGCUCAGACUGUCAGUCAUGUAGAAAUUAAAACUUGCGGCUUGAAGAUUAGAAUUUGGGCUGCUUUGUUUUUUUUAUCCAAUGAGGAAAGGGGACAGCAAUGGACAAAACAGACAAAAUAUUCAGAAAUGAAUAUACUAACACUACAAUUACUAUUCUGUAAAUAUAUUAUUUUGAGCGAUAAUUGCACAUUUGUACUUGCUACUUGGCAAUGAAGAGAUUUGAUUGUCUUUUAUGCUUUGAUGUUAUUACAUUGUACUUUUGUUAAUAUUGUGAACAGUUUACAAUUUGGACCUUUGUAGCUCAGUUAGUAGAGCAUGGUGCUUGCAACAUCAGGGUAGUGGGUUUGAGUCCCAGGACCACCUGUACGUAAAGAAUGUAUACAUACAUAUACAGUAUAUAUAGGGGAGAGGGGAGUAUGUUGAGGCAUUUUUUACAUUCAGUAUCAAGGGAAAUAUACUGUAGUAUUCUUUCUAACAAAGAUAUCUACAUAUAUUUAUUUGUUGUUGUUUAUCCCUGGACAUAAUCAGAAUUAAUGUAAACAUAAUAGUUCUGAAAACAUAACAUUAGUGGUACUGUAUCUUGGCACAACUUACGCCAGGAAUGGGAUAAGUUGAGCAUAGAGACAGGGUAAGGAGAACAUAGGGACAGGGUAAGGAGAGCAUAGGGACAGGGUUAGGAGAGCAUAGGGACAGGGUAAGGAGAGCAUAGAGACAGGGUAAGGAGAGCAUAGGGACAGGGUAAGGAGAACAUAGGGACAGGGUAAGGAGAGCAUAGAGACAGGGUAAGGAGAACAUAGGGACAGGGUAAGGAGAGCAUAGAGACAGGGUAAGGAGAGCAUAGAGACAGGGUAAGGAGAACAUAGGGACAGGGUAAGGAGAGCAUAGAGACAGGGUAAGGAGAGCAUAGGGUCAGGGUAAGGAGAGCAUAGAGACAGGGUAAGGAGAGCAUAGGGACAGGGUAAGGAGAGCAUAGGGACAGGGUAAGGAGAGCAUAGAGACAGGGUAAGGAGAGCAUAGGGACAGGGUAAGGAGAGCAUAGGGACAGGGUAAGGAGAGCAUAGGGACAGGGUAAGGAGAGCAUAGGGACAGGGUAAGGAGAGCAUAGAGACAGGGUAAGGAGAGCAUAGAGACAGGGUAAGGAGAGCAUAGAGACAGGGUAAGGAGAGCAUAGGGACAGGGUAGGGAGAGCAUAGGGACAGGGUAAGGAGAACAUAGGGACAGGGUAAGGAGAACAUAGGGACAGGGUAAGGAGAACAUCGGGACAGGGUAAGGAGAACAUAGGGACAGGGUAAGGAGAGCAUAGGGACAGGGUAAGGAGAGCAUAGGGACAGGGUAAGGAGAGCAUAGAGACAGGGUAAGGAGAGCAUAGGGACAGGGUAAGGAGAACAUAGGGACAGGGUAAGGAGAGCAUAGAGACAGGGUAAGGAGAACAUAGGGACAGGGUAAGGAGAGCAUAGAGACAGGGUAAGGAGAGCAUAGAGACAGGGUAAGGAGAACAUAGGGACAGGGUAAGGAGAGCAUAGAGACAGGGUAAGGAGAGCAUAGGGACAGGGUAAGGAGAGCAUAGAGACAGGGUAAGGAGAGCAUAGGGACAGGGUAAGGAGAGCAUAGGGACAGGGUAAGGAGAGCAUAGGGACAGGGUAAGGAGAGCAUAGGGACAGGGUAAGGAGAGCAUAGGGACAGGGUAAGGAGAGCAUAGAGACAGGGUAAGGAGAGCAUAGAGACAGGGUAAGGAGAGCAUAGAGACAGGGUAAGGAGAGCAUAGGGACAGGGUAAGGAGAGCAUAGGGACAGGGUAAGGAGAACAUAGGGACAGGGUAAGGAGAACAUAGGGACAGGGUAAGGAGAGCAUAGGGACAGGGUAAGGAGAGCAUAGGGACAGGGUAAGGAGAGCAUAGGGACAGGGUAAGGAGAGCAUAGGGACAGGGUAAGGAGAGCAUAGGGACAGGGUGGGUUGAGCCACCUUGGGGUAAGUGGGUGAUGGUGUCCUGUGACAGUGGGGGCUGGUGCAUGUUCUCAGAGCGUAAUAUGUUAAUGUUCUAGACACAUUUCAUGGGAAUGUUGCAAGAACAUUCAUGUGUCCAGGUUCCUAAGGGUUAGGAGAAUGUUCCGCCCCACCAAACAUACUGUACACAGAAGAUGGUUGCCAUGUUCUCAGAACAUAAGAUAUGAAUGUUCUAGUAACAUUUCAUGGGAACAUUGUUUUUGCCAUGUGUCAACAACAAAAAAUCCAUUACACAUCUUGUGCUGAGCCAAUCAAGGCCCUGAUCAGUGAACCACUGAUAGCUCUUUGUCUGUUGGCAAAGUUGGGUAUACUCCCGCACACAGGGAUUAAUUGAAUUUGCAAAGUGUAAUCAUGUGUGUCAAAUAUGUAAAUUGUAAGCACUAACUCUUAUUCAACAUGUCCUCACCUGGGAUUUGAACUCACAACCUCUUGGGUCCACGGUACUCCAAUCUUCCUGCCCUCAAUAGUAAGAUUAAUGGAUAUUGGGCACGGACAUGGUGGCCAUGUCCGUGUCAGAUAUCCAUUAAUCUGAAGAUUGUGUCAUCAUUGAUUUGAUUUACUUAUUUCAGCAAUUUAAGGGCUUUGUGUAUAGGUGUCUAAUGUUGGUGGGGCAUAUUAAUCUGUUUUACUGAUAUUCCUGAAUCACUAUCAUCAAUAAAAUACUUUUAACAGA